AUGGCGCCAAGCAAGAAGGGAUGGCAGAUGAUUGAGAUCGUUUCGGUCUUGGUCGGGCUGUGUUUUAUCUCAGUGGUGUUGCGAGUCUUUGCUCGCAUUCGGAGGAGAGUUGGGUUCGGCAUCGAUGAUUAUUUGAGCUUGGUGUCCAUGGUGCUCCUCAUUGCCAUGUUGGUCGAGUUGAUUCUUUGGUGUACAAUUGGAGGCAAUGGCGUCCAUAUCGUGGAUCUCUCUUCUGAAACCCUUAUGAACUACUGGAAGAUCUUCCUCGCCAACCAAUUCACCUACUUCCUCCUCUGCCCCUGUAUAAAGAUCUCCAUCAUCUGCUUCUACCGACGACUCUUCUCAACCCCAAAAUUCCAAAAAGUCACCUUCGCCCUAAACUGCCUAAUCGCCGCCUGGGGCACAGGAAUCUUCCUAGCAUGCGCAGGGCAAUGUCGACCCCUACGCGCAUACUGGGACAAAAGCAUCGACGGAACAUGUUUCGACGCACAAAAAUUCAUCAUCGUCAACCAAGCCUUUAAUGUAGUAAUGGACUUCGUCAUCCUCAUCCUACCCAUCCCAAUGAUCUGGAACCUGCACCGUGCAUGGCAAGAUAAGCUCGCGCUAAAUGGGGUGUUCGCUCUUGGCACUUUCGUCUGCUUUGCCAGUAUCUACCGCAUCGUCGUGCUCUUCUGGAUCAGUCCAAUGGACCCGACUUUCACGGUCUACCAGGCGACUCUGUGGACGCACAUCGAGCCUGCUGUUGGCUUGAUUUGCUCCAACUUGCCCAUCAUCCGGGGUCUGUUCCCGGCGCUUAAUUUGAAGAGUUCACGCAAUGGAACGGGCCCGGCAUAUCUCAAUACAGAUUACACGAACAACUCUUUGUUCUUGUCGAAGUCUAGCCCUCGAUCGCCAGAUCUCGAGUACAUUAAGAUGUACAAUGCCCAGGUCGAGAGUAAAUCGCAGGGGCACCUUGGUGAUGAGCUUCACCCACGGACUAUUAAUGUUCAGACGGAUAUUUCUAUCCUUCCCGGGAAUGACUCCACUACCAUGCUGAACCACUGA
Messenger RNA from Penicillium vulpinum, 1044 nucleotides. RefSeq lists its product as uncharacterized. Lineage: Eukaryota; Fungi; Ascomycota; Eurotiomycetes; Eurotiales; Aspergillaceae. The record is from RefSeq and is a predicted model, not a curated record. The transcript is spliced from 3 exons. The coding region runs from base 1 to 1044 and encodes 347 amino acids.